UAAGAGGCGGGGUCCCAGCUUCCCUGAAAGGCGCGCUCCCGGCGGGUCCCACCCAGUCCAGUGCUGCCGUCUGUUCCUGCUCCACCGUCCGUACCAGACCCAGCGCCGCUAUGCCCAAGUGCCCCAAGUGUGAGAAGGAGGUGUACUUCGCCGAGCGGGUGACGUCCCUAGGGAAGGACUGGCACCGGCCGUGUCUGAAGUGCGAGAAGUGUGGGAAGACACUGACCUCAGGGGGCCACGCUGAGCACGAGGGCAAGCCCUACUGCAACCACCCCUGCUAUGCCGCCAUGUUCGGGCCCAAAGGCUUCGGGCGAGGCGGAGCCGAGAGUCACACCUUCAAGUAGACCCAGGUUGUGGCGACCCCAUCCCCGGCCUGCUGGACCACUGCCCCUCCAGGCUGGUGGUGCCCAGCCUUAACUCCAGGCCCCUCGGGCUCCCCUGUAGCCCCUCACGCCCUCAAUAAACCCAAUGCUGGGAA
Molecule: messenger RNA, 478 nt
Organism: Phyllostomus hastatus (greater spear-nosed bat)
Lineage: Eukaryota; Metazoa; Chordata; Mammalia; Chiroptera; Phyllostomidae
Gene: CRIP1
Product: cysteine rich protein 1
Exons: 5
Coding region: 111-344 (77 amino acids)
Biological process (GO): regulation of gene expression; intrinsic apoptotic signaling pathway in response to DNA damage
Molecular function (GO): zinc ion binding
Source: RefSeq, a predicted model, not a curated record